This is a messenger RNA of Gekko japonicus, 971 nucleotides long. It is a transcript of the gene XBP1, whose product is annotated as X-box binding protein 1. The record is from RefSeq and is a predicted model, not a curated record. The coding region runs from base 1 to 663 and encodes 220 amino acids. The transcript is spliced from 3 exons. NCBI's taxonomy places the organism in Eukaryota, Metazoa, Chordata, Lepidosauria, Squamata, Gekkonidae.
AUGCUGGAACCGGUGGAGGCGUCGUGGGACGGCGCCCGCGGAGAGGAGGAGUAUGAGGAGCAGCAGCUGGAGGAGGAGGAGGAGGAGGCAGCCAGCAGCGACGGAGAGGAGGUGGAGUCUGAUCUCCUCUUGGGCAUUCUGGACAGCUUGGACCCAGACAUGUUUCUGCACUACGGCAGCCCGGAGCAAGUGGAGGAGGAGGAGGAGUGUGCAGGAGACACAGGUCCCCUACCAACCUCUGCUGGCUUCCCUCUGGGGCCCUCACUGCCCAAGCUGGAAGCCAUUAAUGAACUGAUCCGUUUUGACCACGAGUACACCAAGCCCUUCCUCCUGCAGGUUCCCCCAGAGGGGGCCAGCCCACCCGGUAUGCCAGGGGCAGUGGAGGGUGAGAUCCUUUUCCGCGCGGAGACGGCCCUCCUCAGGGGACCCCCGGUGUCUGUGAAAGAAGAGCCCACAGACGUCCUUUUACCUGAGCUGGGGAUGUCACACCUGCUCUCCUCAGACCCCCAGCAGCAGCAGCAGUCCCCAAUGGAUGGCUCCAGCGACUCGGGUUACGAGGGCUCCCCCUCCCCCUUCAGUGACCUGGCCUCUCCCCUGGGCACAGACUACGUGUGGGACGAGGCCUUUGCCAAUGAACUCUUUCCUCAGCUCAUCAGUGUCUGAGUGCCUGUGGGCUCCUCUCCUGCCAAAAGUGCAAGGUUACUUUCCGGGAACAUUCCUCCUCAAAGUGUUUCAGCAUAACUUACAAGUAUUGGUCCCUUUUGUACCUGCCCGGUUUGUGCCUAUCUCCUUGUGAAAAACAGACUCGGUUAGGAGUGGAAAUCUGUGCUCCCAAGGGGUCUUUUUCAGUCAUGUAAAUAAACAUAAAAUUUGUCUGGGAUGUUUUGUCGAAGAAAAACAAAUGUUAAGUAGCUUGUUUUUCUGCUGUACAGUUACAAAUCUCUGCCAUUAAAUGCAACACCGAGCACUUC